AUGCUGCAAAAUCUUACCGAAUACACGCAGGCAUUUACCGUCCCAUGGGCCCGCAAGCUCUCAGCUAAAGAACAAAAUGAGGUCGACCAUUAUCGUACCCUUCGCGAACGCGACCAAGAAGGACCCCACUACUCAGUCCUAGACUCAUCUUCCUCCUCGGCCAAAAAGGGCAGUGCCGCGCGAGUGAAUUUUGAUCCUUUCACCGGCAUGCCUUCUUACUCCGGACGAUACCAGAAGAAACGACGAAUGCUACCACAGAUUGAGCCUACUGGGCGGCCAUAUGAAUACAUUAUGAAAUAUUUCCCUCGUGAACUUUGGCAAACCAUUCAACCCACUUUCCGACCAGAUGUUGACUUGGAUGGAUACAAGCCCAUGGCGGGCUCCAGCGGUAUGAAGCGUGGUUUUGAAGACGAUGAAGAUGAUGGAGACGACGAUACAAAGAAGAAGCGUGAAGCCGGCGAUGGAGAUGAGGAAGGAGAUGGCGAGGGCGAAGAGGGUGAUCUGCUUGACGAGGAAGAAGGUCAAGAGGAGUGGGAGGAGGAGAAUGACUUUGAAGAUGACGAAGAUGAAAUGGGUGGUGAUUACAAUGCGGAGCAGUACUUCGAUGGUGGUGACGAUGAUUAUGGCGAUGAUGAUGGCGGAGAUGGCGGUGGUGAGGACGUGCUUUGA
Molecule: messenger RNA, 669 nt
Organism: Penicillium verhagenii
Lineage: Eukaryota; Fungi; Ascomycota; Eurotiomycetes; Eurotiales; Aspergillaceae
Product: DNA-directed RNA polymerase III subunit C31
Exons: 2
Coding region: 1-669 (222 amino acids)
Biological process (GO): transcription by RNA polymerase III
Cellular component (GO): RNA polymerase III complex
Source: RefSeq, a predicted model, not a curated record